CUCAUAUUCAAGGAACCAAUUUGGCGCAUGUCUACUUCCAACAUGGAAGCUUCAGGUGUUGAUCAGCGAGACAAGUAUCGCUCUUACAUGUAUGGAGAUGGAGAGAGGAACACACAAUGGAGAGCUGGUGCCCCUCCUAACUACGAUGUUGUUAACAAGCUCUUUGAAGAAGGCAGAACCAAGAUAUGGCCAACUGGGUCACUGGAAGAAAGAGUUCAGAACCUUUUGAAGACAUACGAGAUGGAGAUUUCCCACAAAGCAAACCCUCAGGACUUCAAAUCUAUUGAUCCAGAAAAGUUCACUUUCGUCCAGAAUGGGAAAGAACCACUGACUAUUGAAGAUAUUACUAAAAUGGGUGGAGUCUAUAAUGUAGAUCUGCAAAGCUCUCUACCUGAGGAGUUUCAGAUCUACAAACCAGCAGAGGAAACAGCAGAAUCGUCUCAUAAGCUUUUCACCACUACUUUUCCACGUGGAUUUGCAAUCGAGGUCCUUGAGGUCUAUUCCGGUCCGCCGGUGAUAGCCUACAAGUUCAGGCACUGGUCUUACAUGGAAGGUCCUUUCAAAGGGUAUGCCCCUACUGGAGAAUUGGUUCAAUUCUUUGGCAUUGCAAUUUUCAGGGUGGAUGAGCAGAUGAGAAUUGUAAAGGUGGAGUUCUUUUACGAUCCUGCAGAACUUCUUGGAGGGCUGACGAAGGGUGCCAAAAUUGAAAACUGUGGUGGGAAUGGUGCAACCAAAAGUAGCUGCCCUAUCCUUAGGAACAAAUAAGUGCUAUAAAUACCUUAUAUAGGUGCAGCUUACAUAAAAAUGUAGGCUUGUUCAAAAUAAAAAUAAAAUGUAGUAUUGGCCCACAAAAAUAAUGUAGUAGCAUUGAGCCAUUGAGGCCAUCGUAUGGAUGGACAAGAAUUACACGAUAAAGUUAUGAUUAUUAAAUAUUGGAUUUAUCGGAGUA
This is a messenger RNA of Rosa chinensis, 949 nucleotides long. RefSeq names its product pathogen-related protein-like. The record is from RefSeq and is a predicted model, not a curated record. NCBI's taxonomy places the organism in Eukaryota, Viridiplantae, Streptophyta, Magnoliopsida, Rosales, Rosaceae. The transcript has 4 exons. The coding region runs from base 28 to 765 and encodes 245 amino acids.